Caenorhabditis briggsae is the source of this 1275-nucleotide messenger RNA. The transcript has 7 exons. NCBI's taxonomy places the organism in Eukaryota, Metazoa, Nematoda, Chromadorea, Rhabditida, Rhabditidae. The record is from RefSeq and is a predicted model, not a curated record. The coding region runs from base 1 to 1275 and encodes 424 amino acids. Gene Ontology annotation, biological process: embryo development.
AUGAGCGAACCUGGAACAUCAACAUCGUCCGAUCAGCCAACGACAACUUCUGAUGAUUGGCAGAUUGAGUAUAUGAAUCCGUUUCCACCGGAACUUGAGGAAAUCAACGAAGAGCUAUCAGAUGAGGAGGAUGAAGAGGAAAAAGAAAGUGAAGACGAUCGACAAGGAUCGAUGUCCCCAGAUACUUUAGAAAAUUGGAAGUUACUUCCACCGGAUGAUCAAUUCGACCUCUCGAUGUGCUCUUCGGAUUCCAAGAAAAAAGUGCGAUCAUUGAAUCUGGGAAUCGAAAUGGAGCUUGUCCAGAAGCAGGAACUACCGUCGAAAUUCCGACAGAUCACCAACUUUUUCAGAAACAAAAUCUGGAAAAAGUUCCUAGUUCGGAAGAUUAAUGGGGUUGAUUAUGAAUUGCAGAAAAUUCACCACAACGACUUCAGAAUCGACUACACCUACGACGGCUUCACGUAUCGAGUAGUCAACUUCCGCAAAGAAUUCCGAAUUUUCACUCAUAAUACUCCAUCCACCUACAAAAAUCUUUUCCGUCACCACUUCUUCAUUUUCCCAAAUCCCGCCCCUCUAUUCUACAUGGAUCUUCGUGGAAUUCAACCACCGGAUUCAGAAGUCGCUGCUAAAAUGAUUGCUCUUUACGAACAAUGUCGGAAAUGUGAAUGUUUGGCUAUUGCGAUUCGAAGCGAUGAGUUUGUGGAGCAAGCUCAUAAGAUUCUUGAGAUGAUGGCUGAUUUGAAGAAUCUCAAUAUUGAUAUCUCACUAAGUGAAACGGAGUUUUUCAGUCCAAGACUAUGCCAAAUCGAUCAUCUCAAUGUGACUUAUAACAAGAAUAGGAUCUCUGAAACAAAUCUUCUGAGCUUGGAUUGUCAAACUAUCAAAUUCUGGUCCGUCACCAUCACAGCAACCGCUUUGAACUCUUUUAUCAAAAAGUGGUUGGAAUCGAAAAAUUCGAAAUUCAAAUUCCUCGAAAUCCCUAUAAUGACCCUGGAUCCAUGUGAUGCAAAUCCCAGGAGAAUAUUGAUGGAUUUGGACUAUCUGGAAUUCGAUGAAAUGCAAAGAGCGGCGUUCUAUAAACCAUACGAUUGGAAUUUCGAAUACAAUUGCACUGGAAAAUACCGUCAUAUCAACUGUCUCAAAGGGGUGGAUGUGAAACGAAAAGAUGGAAAGAUAGCUACGAUUGUCUUUUCCACUUCAUUUUUCUAUUUUCUCGUCUGGCAUGACCGUUUUCCAGAACAACCCGAAAAUCAUCUCCCGUUUUGUGAUGCAUAA